Amphiprion ocellaris (clown anemonefish) is the source of this 2866-nucleotide messenger RNA. RefSeq names its product IDNK gluconokinase. The transcript is spliced from 6 exons. NCBI's taxonomy places the organism in Eukaryota, Metazoa, Chordata, Actinopteri, Pomacentridae. The coding region runs from base 370 to 942 and encodes 190 amino acids. Gene Ontology annotation, molecular function: gluconokinase activity. The record is from RefSeq and is a predicted model, not a curated record. Gene Ontology annotation, cellular component: cytoplasm.
GCAAUACAAUUUGCUACCGUGGAGCAAAGUGCACACGAGACUCUCAGCUUCAGCAGUUUUACUUUACUGGGUCUUCCGUAUAAUUCCGUUGUAUUUCUCUAACGUGAGGCUUGUUUACCUCAGACUGUAGCGUUAAUUCUGUUAAUCAGCAGCUGAGAAAGCUUCAGGAUGGUCAAAUGUUGUGUUUGAUGACCUGGCGCACAUGUGCAUGGUUUUGUGCGACUGUUUGGGUGAAGUCCCGGAAGCUCCAGUCUAACAACUUUCCAUCUGCUGAUGGAGUGUAACUCAGUGCUUUUACUGAACUGCUGCACCUCAAUGCAAAUUUAAGGACAGGACCUUCUUUCAGGCAUCUAAAAAGUUACAGACAAGAUGAUCUACAUCAUCAUGGGAGUUUCAGGUUGUGGAAAAAGCAGCUUAGGGACGUUCCUGUCUCAGAAGCUCGGCUGGCCACUGCAUGAAGGGGAUAAUUUCCACCCACAGGCGAACAUCGAAAAAAUGUCUCGUGGUGAACCUCUCACAGACCAGGACAGAUUGCCUUGGCUUCUCAAACUACAUGAAGUCAUUGACAGUGAGAGGUGUUCAGGUUUGGAUGCCCUUGUGGCCUGCUCUGCUCUGAAGCGUCGGUAUAGACGGAUCCUCCUCCAUGGCUCCAAAGCCCUCACUUCCUCCUCCAACCCAGACACAGACGUCUUGCCUCCCUCUUCUCCUGAUGUCUGUUUUCUCUUCCUGCAUGGUGAGUACGAGUUCAUUCACCAGAGGAUGGUGGCCCGGAGGGGACAUUAUAUGAAAGCAGAGCUGUUGCGCUCCCAGUUUGACUCUUUAGAGCCUCCGCUGGACGAUGAGAACGUGCUGUCACUGGACAUCAGGAGGAGCAUCGCUGAUAUGGCUGCGGAAGUCGAAAAGCACAUUAUGAGCUUCAAGUCGGCAACAGCGAAUCCGUAACCACUGCGGCCGACUGAAAGUGCUUUCAAGUACAUGCAGCUUUUAGCCGGGGUGAUGGUUAGAUGUCAAACCUGAAUAACUCACAAACUCAAGAGGCUGGAUAGCCGUGAAGUUAAAUACAAACAUUUGUGGUGUCCAGGGCUUUGGUACUCUGUGGCUUUUCCUUUAUCACCUCAAAAAAAGGAGACAUCUGUAAUCCAGGGUGACAGGUCUACAUAUCAUGAAAUAGUGUAUGAAUAUCAUCACCUUUCUGACUUUGGUGUUUCACUUCAUAUCAUGUAGUCAUGACUGAAGAACACCCUCCCAUACAUUAACCUCAAGCCUAAACAUUUUGCGUGUCAUGUUACACACUUGAAAAGUUAAAAAGUGUACAUAUGACAUGCAAAAUUUAGCCUUUAUUUGAUAUCUAUAUAUACAAAGAGACAGCAAAUACAGGGAAUGUGUGAAUGUAGGGCUGGCCGGGAAUCAAACCAGGGACUUAUUGCUGCUGAAGGCUUUUGCACCCUUGCAGUUUGCACCCCAAUCUCUCAGCUACAGGUUGAAUUGUAAUUAUGUUUUUUUUCAUUCACAGACAGCGACCUAGUGGAUUUUUAUUCAUAUAUAUCUUUAAAACUAUUGAAUGAAUUGCUGUGAAAUUUGGUGUGGACAUUCAGGGCCCCCAAACAAUGAAUUGUAAUAACUGAUUUGGUAAUUCCAUAAAAUUUCAUUAUCAAGUAAACAUUUUGAUGUGUCAAAUACUUUAGUUUAUAAUCAAAUACCAGCAGACUCAUAACAUUCCUAUCAUCCUGAGAGGAACAGUUUAGUACUAAUUAUAUUUUUUUUGCAUGUUAGCAAACUAAACUGAAGAUGAUAAACAUCAGCUUUAAAGUGCAUCAUUGAAAGCAUGUAAACUUUCAGUUCAAACGAUUAAUGUGCCUAAGUAGAGCAUCAUAGAGCUACCAGCAUGUAGCGUUUAAUCUUGCAACAAUCCACAUUUAACACCUACUCUGAAUCUAGUUUGCAUCUUAGUAAAGAUGAAAAAUAAACUACAGUUUCAGUUGUGGUUCAGAACCACAGAGAAGCAUGUGCAGUAGUGGGAGUUUUGCUUUGAUCCACUCAUUAGUGCUUCAGCAGAGGAUGAAGUAGAGAAUCUUUGUGAUCCUCAGGCGCAUUUGUGCUUCUGAAAACUUCUAGUUAGCCGAAAACAUUUGAGAACACUGUUGAAGUGUCAUUCCAGUUAAUGGUGCAGAGGAGUGUUUGAAACUGCAAAGGGUCGGAACUGGAACUAAAAAAACAUGUUUUUCAUUUUACUUUAUGAAAAUGGUUUUAAUCUGCAGUAGAACACAGGAUCAUAGUGAUGUAAAGGUUCUACUGUGACGAUUCAGUGGUUUUACAGUAAUUGUUGGAAAAUCAUCAGUCUGAUUAUCUGUUUUUUAAAUCUUUAAAUAGUUGAAAUAAAUGCAGUGGAGCUUCUAUUCCUGAUUUAUCUGACCAGUUUUGAUCACAUAAGCAACAGACAAGCAAUAAACCUUUACAAUUAAGAAACUAGAACAAGGGAAUGUUUUUUUUAAGAAUGAUAAAAGCAGUACAUGAUGUGUUUCCACUUUACAGAAAAUAAACCGUCUGAUCUAUGAAAAGUUUUUUGUACGUUUCUCUAAGUGUGGUCUGUUGUGUCACACAGAUUUGGGCUUUAAAUGACUUGUGAUCUUUUACAUGUUACCUUUACUGUUAAAUGUUGCUCUCCUGCUCCAUAACAGACUUUUGACAAUGUUCAUUUAUGACCAAUUUGCAUCAGAAAACUGAUUAAUUUAGCAGCAAGCAAAUUAUGUUUUUAAUCAGUCUCCUGCACCAACAUCAAAAGCACCAAACAACAGUAAAAUCUUCACACCGAAUAAAGUCAAAUGAUUCAAGAGAUUCAAAUUAAACACCUUCUCAUACAGACCAA